AUGGCGAUAGCUAUGAAGGGAAUAUUCAGAGGUCUGAAGAUCAUCGCACAAAUAUUCACAGUGCAGAGGGAGCAUGAGAUCGAGAUCGGGUACCCUACAGACGUGAGGCAUGUAUCGCACGUAGGCCUGGGCGCCAGCGACUCCUGUCCGAGCUGGAUGAAUGAAUUCAGAGGAGGUGAGGAGGUGACAGCAGGAGGACGGGGAGCAUCCAUCGUAAGCUCUGCUGCGCAGUCCAGGCACAUCUCCUGGGCUUGCCUAGACUUCGAGCAACCAGCGACAGGCGCGGCGGCGGCGCCGCCGACGGAGGCCUGCGCGGACAGCAGGUCGGGCCAGGACGGCGCCGCGAGAGGAGGCGGGCCCGUGACAGCAAAGAAGGCGGCGAGGCCGAGGAGAGCCUCCCGGGCGGCGUCGCCCGGCGGCUCGUCCUCGUGGCGGUCCACGGCGUCGUUCGCCACGGCGUGCGAUGGCCACUCCUGCGAGCUGCACGUCCCCGCCGGCCUGCAAGCCGCCUGA
Messenger RNA from Miscanthus lutarioriparius, 513 nucleotides. NCBI's taxonomy places the organism in Eukaryota, Viridiplantae, Streptophyta, Magnoliopsida, Poales, Poaceae. The record is from the annotation of a GenBank genome assembly.